ACCACUGAACUCAGCCUCCGCCAGCAUGUCCCCCAGCUGCUGCUCUGGAAACUUCUCCUCCCGCUCCCUGGGCGGCUCCCUGCGCUGCCAGGACUCCUCCUGCGGCUCCUCCCAUCCCAGCAACCUGGUCCCCAGCAGGGGCCUCUGCUCCUCCAGCCCCUGCCCUCAGGGCCCCUCUCUCCACAGUGGCUACCAGGUCAUCUGCCGGGCACCCAGCAGCUGCCGGCCGUCCUGCUGCAGCCCGAGGGUCUCCCUGCUGGGCAGCCCCUGCCAGGCCCCUGUCCCUGGGGCUCUGGGCUGGGGGUCCAGCAGCAGCUGCUCCCUGGGCUGUGGGGCUGGUGGCCUCAGACCCCUGGGUCACGGAGUCUGUGGGGUCCCCGUGCUGAGCCCUGGAUCCGGAUCCUGCCGCCCGACCUGUGGGCCCCCCAGGAGCUGCCAGAGCUGGUGUCGCCGACCGUCCUACAGGUCAUCUCUUUGUUAG
Molecule: messenger RNA, 481 nt
Organism: Artibeus jamaicensis (Jamaican fruit-eating bat)
Lineage: Eukaryota; Metazoa; Chordata; Mammalia; Chiroptera; Phyllostomidae
Product: keratin-associated protein 13-2-like
Exons: 1
Coding region: 26-481 (151 amino acids)
Source: RefSeq, a predicted model, not a curated record